UAACGAACUUGGCAAGUAUAAUAUAUUCACUGAUAGAACAUUGUAACAUACUCCUAAUUCAACUGACCCGGAAAAAAAAAGUAACAUAACUUAACUCUUUCUCAAUCACCAUCGGCCAUCACAUUACUCGCACCAACAAGACAAAAAUACAAAUCCAUCAUUGCUCGCACCAAGCCAACAGAGAGAGCAAAGCAAGAACGGCACUCUGCCAGUGGAGUGACAUCCAUCGACCGGCAUGUCGACGGCGUCGUCGGAUCAGCAGCAGCAGCAGCCGCAGCACAGGGGGCUGUGGAGCCUCGGCGGGACGGCGGAGCUCGUGGCGGCGUUCACGGCGGUGUGCCUCGCGCUGUACGGGGCGGUGCUCUACCUCAACUACCUGUACGUGCGGUGGAGCGGGCGGGACGGCGUGCGCCGGGCGGCAUCCGGCCCCGAGGCCGGGCCGGCGGCGAGGAAGAGGGGCGCCGGAGGAGGGCUCGACGAGGCGGCGCUGGCGGCCAUGCCGGUGUUCAUGUUCGAGGCGGAGCCGCGCGGGGCCGGCGAGGAGUGCGCGGUGUGCCUGGGCGCCAUGCAGGACGGCGACGCGGUGCGCGCCCUGCCCGGGUGCAGCCACGCGUUCCAUGCCGGGUGCGUCGACGUCUGGCUGGGCGCGCACGCCACCUGCCCCGUCUGCCGCGCGCGCCCUGCCCUCCCGGCUCCGGCAGCCAAGCACGGCUCCAUGACGGCGGAGGCCGCCGGACGGGCGCCGGACCUGGAGAGCCCGGUAUAG
Hordeum vulgare subsp. vulgare (domesticated barley) is the source of this 766-nucleotide messenger RNA. RefSeq names its product RING-H2 finger protein ATL39-like. The transcript has a single exon. The coding region runs from base 236 to 766 and encodes 176 amino acids. Lineage: Eukaryota; Viridiplantae; Streptophyta; Magnoliopsida; Poales; Poaceae. The record is from RefSeq and is a predicted model, not a curated record.